Molecule: messenger RNA, 960 nt
Organism: Chiloscyllium plagiosum (whitespotted bambooshark)
Lineage: Eukaryota; Metazoa; Chordata; Chondrichthyes; Orectolobiformes; Hemiscylliidae
Source: RefSeq, a predicted model, not a curated record
CCUCAAGGUGUCAUUAACAUGUCUGAAUAAGAUUGCUGCCAAGGGAGGGUCCUUGGCAACAAUAAUUAACUGUUUCGGACCAGAUUUAUAUCCCAAUUAUCCAGGUUCAACUUUCCGGGCGUUUUAAAGUGAAACGGAAAAGUAGACGUGACAAUUUGUGGGUGGCGCUCAAGACCACACCCUCUCUGCAGAAGAAAAUAAUGGUUCGCGCAAUAUUUGGGUCGAGCUGCAGCUUUCAGUGAAGCGUAGUUAGACUCUGCACUUGCUGAUUCUGUGGUUCGGGCAGGCAAACCCUGACUCGGUGUCCAGUUUUCUCGCCCGUGAGAUCAGAAUGGAUCACAAACCCUUGCAUUUAAUUGCGGCAGCUGAUCGUAACAUGGGGAUCGGCAUUUCUGGAAAUUUGCCGUGGCUCCUACCGAAUGAACUUAAUUACUUUCUUUCGAAGAUAACUACUGUCUCUGAUCCAGGCAAGAAGAACCUCAUCAUCUGUGGUAAAGGGAGUGCCGUCAAGGACAGUUUAUCUUUGCCAAACUGCUAUUGUGUUGUAUUAAGCAGAACAUUGUGUUCAGUGCCUGACAAUGCAGACUAUCUCUGCCGGGAUCUGACCAGUGCUAUUCAACUUGCUUCAAUGCCACCUCUAAGUGAAGAGAUUGAAACAAUAUGGGUUAUAGGUGGCGUCAAACCCUUUGAGGAGGCCAUGAAGCAUCCAAACUGUGAUCGGAUCUACCUCACACAUAUCAUGGCUGAAUUCAGCUGCGACACUUUCUUCCCAAAGUUCGACUGGAACACGUUUAAGCUGCUUGAUGAGUUUCCUGGAGUUCCAAGUGACAUCCAAGAGGAAAAUGGCAUCAAAUAUAAAUUCCAAGUCUUUCAAAAGAUGCUCCACCAUGCCCCGUUCUCAGAGGUCGGAAAAGGUUUAAGAAGCACCAGCUCACAUUCUCCCUGAAGUGUGGAUCCUAA